CACAGGUAGCCUGCUGGGCAGGGCCUGGAAACAAAGUCAGGGUGGCUGAACUCCGGCUCGCCAGUCGCCCGCCAGGAACCUUGGAGUCGCCACCAUGGGGAUGUCCAAGUCACGGAGCUGCUUUGGCUACCCCUUGAGCAUCUUCUUCAUCGUGAUCAAUGAAUUCUGUGAAAGAUUCUCCUACUAUGGGAUGCGAGCACUCCUGGUCCUGUACUUCAGAAACUUCCUCCGCUGGGACGACGAUCUGGCCACGGCCAUCUACCAUACGUUCGCUGCCCUGUGCUACCUGACUCCGAUUCUCGGAGCUCUGAUCGCAGACUCAUGGCUGGGGAAGUUCAAGACAAUUAUUUCAUUAUCCAUCGUCUACACGAUCGGACAGGUAGUCAUCGCGGUGAGCUCCAUUAAUGAACUCACCGACCACAACCAGGAUGGGACUCCUGACAGCCUUCCUGUGCAUGUAGCGUUGUCCAUGAUUGGGCUGAUCCUGAUAGCCUUUGGCACAGGAGGAAUCAAGCCCUGCGUGUCUGCAUUUGGUGGCGAUCAGUUUGAAGAAGGUCAGGAAAAGCAGAGAAACCGGUUCUUUUCCAUCUUUUAUUUGGCCAUCAAUGCUGGAAGUCUGAUCUCCACGAUUGUCACACCCAUACUGAGGGUUCAGGAGUGUGGAAUUCACAGUAAACAAGCUUGUUACCCACUGGCCUUUGGGGUUCCGGCGGCUCUCAUGGCUGUUUCCCUAAUUGUGUUUGUCCUCGGGAGUGGGAUGUACAAGAAGUUCAAGCCCCAAGGCAACAUCAUGGGCAAAGUGGCCAAGUGCAUUGGUUUUGCCAUCAAAAACAGAUUUAGGCAUCGAAGUAAGGAAUUUCCCAAGAGGGAACACUGGCUAGACUGGGCUAAAGAGAAGUACGACGAGCGACUUAUCUCACAAAUUAAGAUGGUCAUGAAGGUGAUGUUCCUGUAUAUUCCACUCCCUAUGUUCUGGGCCUUGUUUGAUCAGCAGGGCUCCAGGUGGACGCUGCAAGCAACAACCAUGAGUGGGAAGAUUGGAAGUAUAGAAAUUCAGCCAGACCAGAUGCAGACUGUGAAUGCCAUCUUGAUUGUCAUCAUGGUCCCCAUCAUGGAUGCUGUGGUGUACCCUCUCAUUGCGAAAUGUUUCAAUUUCACCUCCCUGAAGAAGAUGACAGUUGGGAUGUUCCUGGCUUCCAUGGCCUUCGUGGCGGCUGCAAUCGUGCAGGUGGAAAUCGAUAAAACUCUUCCCAUCUUCCCUACAGAAAAUCAAGUCCAAAUUAAGGUCUUGAACAUAGGAAACGGUAACAUGAAUGUGUAUCUUCCUGGAGAGACUGUGGUACUUGACCAAAUGUCUCAAACAAACGGUUUCAAGACUUUUGAUGUAAACAAGCUGACAAGUGUAAACAUAUCUUCUCCUGGAUCUCCAGUUACUGGAGUUGACCCUACAUUUGAGGCAGGUCAACGCCACACCCUUCUAGUAUGGGCCCCCAGUGGUUACCUUGUGGUGAAAGAUGGGCUUAACCAGAAGCCAGAAAGAGGAGAAAAUGGAAUCAGAUUUGUCAACACCCUUAAUGAGAUGCUAACCAUCACGAUGAGCGGGAAAGUGUACGCAAACAUCUCCAGUAACAAUAUCAGCAGUUACCAGUUUUUUCCUUCUGGCGUAAAAGAAUACACAAUAGACUCCACGGAGAUUGCAUCAACCUGUCCACGUGACUUUAAAUCUUCCAGCCUUGACUUUGGCAGCGCCUACACCUAUGUGAUCAGACGGGCGAGUGACGGAUGCCUGGAAGUGAAGGAAUUUGAAGACAUCCCACCCAACACGGUGAACAUGGCGCUGCAGAUCCCGCAGUACUUCCUCCUCACCUGCGGCGAAGUGGUCUUCUCCGUCACUGGACUGGAAUUCUCCUAUUCCCAGGCUCCUUCUAACAUGAAGUCGGUGCUUCAGGCAGGCUGGCUUUUAACUGUGGCUGUUGGCAAUAUCAUUGUGCUCAUCGUGGCAGGGGCUGGUCACUUCGAGAAACAGUGGGCUGAGUACGUUCUGUUCGCCUCAUUGCUCCUGGUUGUCUGUGUGAUAUUCGCCAUCAUGGCUCGAUUCUACACCUACGUCAACCCAGCGGAGAUAGAAGCUCAGUUCGAUGAGGAAGAAAAGAAAAAGAGCAUAGGAAAGGACAACCCCCUCUCCACGCUGGAACCUGUCUCACAGACAAAUAUGUGAAGGUCAGGAGGUCACGGAGGCCACGGAGUCCACGGAGUCCACGGUGCACCCUGACCUCUGCCCCAAGGGGCAGAACACUCUAUUGCAGAGCCUUUGAUACGGAAGACUUCAGAAUCGUGAACCAAAAUAUUAACUAAUAACAAAGCUGUUUUCUAAGCUGCCAGCGGGAGCCUUUUAAUCUUUUUUUAAUUUUUUUAAUUUUUGUUAUUUUUGGUUUUUCAAGACAGAGUUUCUCUUUGUAUAGCACUGGCUGUCCUGGAACUUAUUUUGUAG
Myodes glareolus (Bank vole) is the source of this 2491-nucleotide messenger RNA. NCBI's taxonomy places the organism in Eukaryota, Metazoa, Chordata, Mammalia, Rodentia, Cricetidae. The record is from RefSeq and is a predicted model, not a curated record.